This is a messenger RNA of Cadophora gregata, 3031 nucleotides long. RefSeq lists its product as uncharacterized. Bases 903 to 2357 code for a protein of 484 amino acids. The transcript is spliced from 2 exons. Gene Ontology annotation, biological process: regulation of gene expression; regulation of RNA metabolic process. Gene Ontology annotation, cellular component: nucleus; cytoplasm. Gene Ontology annotation, molecular function: mRNA binding. NCBI's taxonomy places the organism in Eukaryota, Fungi, Ascomycota, Leotiomycetes, Helotiales, Ploettnerulaceae. The record is from RefSeq and is a predicted model, not a curated record.
CGGCUCGCUCGACCUCGAACGCCAAAGCUCGAAACCAGCAGCCAGCUCCAACAGAGUCGCCUUUCGGCCAUCCUCCAUCCCCGUUCUCUCUUUCCUAUCAUCAGCAACUUUCCUUUCGCUGCUCCAUACAAUAUCCUCCACACACAGUACACCGACUCGUGCUGGGCUUGACACUUUGUUGUGUCCACCGCGUCAACUUCUUCCCCAUUCGCGGAUCAGCAGAAGAAGCUUCAUCCACGACUCACACACCCUUCCACUGCCCCCUCCCGAAACGAAACAGAAACGCACCAACUAAGCAAUCAACCCGCCGGGAAGCACAGCGGAAAUCCGCUGCGAGGCGAGACGAGACAACAAGACGAGACGAGACGAUCAGGAGCAAGAAAAGAACAAAGAGCAGACAGCAGCACCCAAGUCGGUUGUCGCUGAAGGACCAAAAGGUUUGAGGAUAGGUCUCUACUCUACCGUACUGCUUUUCUGUCCCAGACACGGAGCCAAAUUCCCAUCAGCCACUUACAUCGUCAUUCCUCACAAUACCCAUCCAUCCACCCACCUACCCGCUACUAUCAUAUCACCUUCAUCGCACGCCUCAGAACAACCUCCUACCUCCUCUUCAAGGACUGGCAGAUCUUCAAGACCUGUCUCCUUGGAUUCACCAUCCUCUCUGCUCCCUUCCUACACGACCACCACACAAUCCAAUCUUCUAUUCUCAGCAGUUCCCGUCAAAUCAAAACACGCGCUCUUCCUCUACCCGAUUCACCAGCACCAGCACGUUUUCUUUCGCAGAACCCCUGGUGUACAUAACGAACAAUCAAUCCAAUCCAUACCAAAAAUAUUGUUCUCGACCUCCUUCCCGACCACUUUCCCUCUUAAGUGAAGAGAUUAACCCAUAGCUACGACUCAAGAUGUCUGCCUCACCUACGGCAGCUCCUACUCAAUCGACCAAGCGUCCUCUCGAAGACCCUUCCUCUCCAUCCGCCCCCAACGACCAGCCUGAAGCAAAGCGUCCUGCGCUCGACAAAAUCGUCAAGGGUGACGAUGAGGAGGAACACAAGGCUGUAGCCGAUAUUCCGGAGCCACCGGUUGUCAGCUCGAAUGGAGAGACAAAGACUGAGUCAACAAACGGUACGAAAGUCGAGGCAAAGGACAGCCAAGGAGAUACCGUCAUUCCAGAUGCCACAGCACACUCAAUUGAGAGUACCGCUACCACCUCCCGAGAACUGCCCGCAGGCGGAUCGCAUCUUCAACAUGAUGAGAGCGGAUGGAUUCAUAUCAGAGCUGUUAUCACUAGCGCCGAGGCAGCUACGGUAAUUGGCAAGGGCGGAGAGAAUGUCUCGCUGAUCAGAAAGAUGUCUGGUGCCAAGUGUACCGUCAGUGAUUAUCAAAAGGGUGCAGUCGAGCGAAUCCUUACAGUCAGUGGUGUAGUUGAUGCAGCUGCAAAGGCAUUCGGUCUCAUUAUCCGUACACUUAACAACGAGCCUCUCGAAGAUCCCUCUGGCACACAAUCCAAGACCUACCCUCUUCGUCUCCUCAUUCCACAUAUCUUGAUCGGUUCCAUCAUCGGUAAGGGUGGGGUCAGAAUCCGCGAGAUCCAAGAAGCGUCAGGUGCCCGUCUGAAUGCUUCCGAUUCAUGCCUCCCACUCUCAACCGAGCGUUCUCUGGUCGUCCUGGGCGUCGCAGAUGCUGUCCAUAUUGCAACUUACUAUGUCGGUAGCACCCUCUUUGAGCAGCUCUCCGAGCGCUUCGGUGGCCCUGCAGCUUCUGCGUACGCUUCUCGAAGUGGAGGUCCAGCCGGUGUUGUUCCCGGUGGCAUGCAAGUUGUGCCAUAUGUUCCUCAGCCUGCGGGAGGAAACUAUGGACAUCCUGAUCACCGGCGUCACGACCGUGGUACUCAUCCUACUCCAAGCCAUGGAUACAGCCAGCCAUACGCUGCUCAUGGUCAUACCCCACAAUCCCAGCCAGCUGUGCCAAUGCAUUAUGGCGGAUCACCUGCAGUUGGAGGAUAUGGAGGAGUCGGACCCCAACAACCACAGCAACCACACCAUGGUGGCUUCGCUCAACCUCAACCUGGCCCUGGAGGUCCAGCCGCGCCUGUUGUUCCUGGCCAGCCACUGACCCAGCAGAUCUUCAUUCCAAAUGAUAUGGUCGGAGCUAUCAUUGGCAAAGGAGGUGCGAAGAUCAAUGAAAUCAGACAGCUUAGCGGCAGUGUUAUCAAAAUCAACGAGCCCCAGGAUAACAGUAAUGAGCGCUUGGUCACAAUCACAGGAACAGCCGAGUGCAAUCAAAUGGCUCUCUACAUGCUCUAUUCGCGACUUGGUACGUGUCUUCCUGAAUUGUUGCAAAGAGAGCCCGAAAUCUAACCAAAUACCACAGAGAGCGAAAAGCACCGCAUCUAAACGGAAUUCUAUUAUUGAUGACGAUGACAAUCUUACGGGUUUCCUUCUUGGUGGUGGUAAUACUGGCGCAGUUAUGGUACGGUACGGUACGGUAUCCAUUACGGUGGGGUUUGUGAUUCCCAAAAGUUGGAGGAAAUGGGAACCUCGAUCGGGCAUAUUCUUCAAUCACAUCUUGUUAUUGAGCUAGCUCGUGGGGCCUUUACCUCUUUUUGCUGUCUAUCUCUCUACAUACUUGCUGCUAGUUCAGGGGAAAUGAAAUAAAACUCAACUGAAUGAACCUGGUGGCCUGGACUCUUGAAGGAGAGAAUGAGACGAGACGGAAGCUCGCACAUGAGUCUGUUAGCGUGGAAUCGGUUAGCAUUUCAUCCCUGCUUUGGUCGUCAGACAUAUUUUGGUAUGCCUUUGGGGGGGACUGCCAUGCUGCCGUUCGUCUUGGACUCUUGGGUGAUUUAAGUGUUGGGUAUCCUCAUGUAUAGCUUGUUAGUGACCCAUUUUAUGUUCAGAUCGAAUUGAUUGCCAGCAGAUUAUGCUAUCGGCCGUGUUGAGGAUGUAGAAAGCUGUAGCAAUGUAUCCGUGGUCUGCCAAGAAUCCACCAGAAGGCAGGCUGUAUCCUGACCUCUUCAUGGCAGCAGCAUGCU